Molecule: messenger RNA, 3457 nt
Organism: Oncorhynchus kisutch (coho salmon)
Lineage: Eukaryota; Metazoa; Chordata; Actinopteri; Salmoniformes; Salmonidae
Exons: 2
Coding region: 664-1221 (185 amino acids)
Source: RefSeq, a predicted model, not a curated record
GAGGGAGAGAGAGAGAGAGGGAGGGAGGGAGGAAGGAAGGGAGAGAGGGAGGGAGGAAGGGAGAGAGGGAGGGAGAGAUGGAGGGAGAAAGGUGGGGCUGGAUCCUCCCUGAACGUUCUCUAACACCUCCCUCCAUCUCUCUCUCCUUCUCAGACAGACUGUUCUGUCUAUCUGCAGUUUGUAUGGAUCAGUGGUAACCACCACACACACACACACACACACACACACACACAGAGAUAAGUCUCCUCAGCUUCAACCUCUGAUGAACAGUGUGUGUUUGUAUCAUUGAUAUGUAGUCAUCAACAGGCAGUGCAGAGGAGACAAUAGGAAGUGCUCUAAGAGAUGGGGUCAGAGGUUUGGUGUUUUACAGCUGUGGUUGUAACCCCUGGUCAGGCUUCUGUUUACCCUUCAGACAUAUAUACUGAUACCUGCAUUUAAUGCUUUACGAUGACUGUUUUCUCUGACGGCCUGUCAGAAUCAACCCCUGUUCUGGUUAUGUGUUGGACCGGGUGUGUGUCUCUCUCUCUGAUGGAGUCUGAGUGAGGGGGAUGUUGAGUGGAGAGAGACUGUAUUUAAACGACUGAAUGAACGAACCCAGAGGCCCACCCGAAAUGAAGGGAAGUAGAGAAGGGUGCAGAAAACAACAUCACCACAGAGGACAACAUGUCCAGAGGAGCUGCACCACAGGGGACAACAUGUCCAGGGGACAACAUGUCCAGAGGAGCUGCACCACAGGGGACAACAUGUCCAGGGGACAACAUGUCCAGAGGAGCUGCACCACAGGGGACAACAUGUCCAGGGGACAACAUGUCCAGAGGAGCUGCACCACAGGGACAACAUGUCCAGGUGACAACAUGUCCAGAGGAGCUGCACCACAGGGGACAACAUGUCCAGAGGAGCUGCACCACAGGGGACAACAUGUCCAGAGGAGCUGCACCACAGGGGAUAACAUGUCCAGAGGAGCUGCACCACAGGGGACAACAUGUCCAGGGGACAACAUGUCCAGAGGAGCUGCACCACAGGGGACAACAUGUCCAGGGGACAACAUGUCCAGAGGAGCUGCACCACAGGGGACAACAUGUCCAGAGGAGCUGCACCACAGGGGACAACAUGUCCAGGGGACAACAUGUCCAGAGGAGCUGCACCACAGAGGAUAACAUGUCCAGAGGAGAUGCACCACAGGGGACAACAUGUCCAGAGGAGAUGCUCCACAGGGGAUAACAUGUCCAGAGGAGAUGCUCCACAGGGGAUAACAUGUCCAGAGGAGAUGCUCCACAGGGGAUAACAUGUCCAGAGGAGAUGCUCCACAGGGGAUAACAUGUCCAGAGGAGAUGCUCCACAGGGGAUAACAUGUCCAGAGGAGAUGCUCCACAGGGGAUAACAUGUCCAGAGGAGCUGCACCACAGAGGAUAACAUGUCCAGGGGAGAUGCUUUCUGACACCUUUUUGUGUAUUCCUACUUUAAGACUGCAGCUUUUAUUAUUGAAACCAGGAAGUCUACGUUGUUUCAAUCACAAUUUUUUUGUUGGUGUGAUUUUGAUUCCGCGUCCUACCCACUAAGUAAUUAAUGGUAUACCACAUCCCUACCGAGCCCCUAAAGUUACUGAGGAGGAAGAGGUAGAUGUGGGAAAGGGUCGGACUUGUCUCACUUGUGACCUUUCAGUUUGACCCUUGAACUUUGACAUAUGAUGUUGUGUAGAUUUGGAAAGCACUUCAGGCUGAUAAAUUAGGUCCUAACAUUUCACACAGCGAAUUGGCUUGCACAUUUCAAACCUGCCACAAUGAUAGUUUAUUUUACGGUGAUAUGCCCUAUCGUAUAGAAGAUUGAACAACCUGUGAGGGAUAUACCUGACCAAUAUCCAUUACCAGCCCCUUCAAGCCUUCCCAACCUGGAGACAUCAUAGCACUUUAUUCUCUUUGAUUGGUUUUAUUCUCUUGUUUGUAUUUCUGUUGUUUUUCAGUGUUGCUGUCUCAUUCUGGCUGCACCUUCCUAACCUCUGACUCCUAACCUCUGACACCUUACCUCUGACUCCUAACCUCUGACCCCUAACCUCUGACCCCUAACCUCUGACUCCUAACCUCUGACACCUUACCUCUGACACCUAACAUCUGACCCAUAUCCUCUGACACCUAACCUCUGACCCCUAACCUCUGACUCCUAACCUCUGACACCUUACCUCUGACACCUAACAUCUGACCCAUAUCCUCUGACACCUAACCUCUGACACCUAACCUCUGACACCUAACCUCUGACACCUAACAUCUGACCCAUAUCCUCUGACACCUAACCUCUGACACCUAACCUCUGACACCUAACCUCUGACCCCUAACCUCUGACCCCUAACCUCUGACCCCUAACCUCUGACCCCUAACCUCUGACACCUUACCUCUGACACCUAACAUCUGACCCAUAUCCUCUGACACCUAACCUCUGACACCUAACCUCUGACACCUAACCUCUGACACCUAACAUCUGACCCAUAACCUCUGACACCUAACCUCUGACACCUAACCUCUGACACCUAACCUCUGACACCUAACCUCUGACCCAUAACCUCUGACACCUAACCUCUGACACCUAACCUCUGACACCUAACAUCUGACCCAUAUCCUCUGACACCUAACCUCUGACACCUAACCUCUGACUCCUAACCUCUUGACACCUAACAUCUGACCCAUAUCCUCUGACACCUAACCUUCUGACACCUAACCUCUGACCCCUAACCUCUGACCCCUAUCCUCUGAUUCCUAUCCUCUGACCCCUAACCUUUGACCCAGCAUCGUGUUCUACAGAAGCCAGGGAACCAUUUGGUCUUGGAGGGUGAGGUGCUCCUUUAGAAUGGUGUUAUAAAUGUUAAAAUAUAUAUAUACAUAUAUUUGAUUUGAAUUAUGAAACAUUUCUAAGGAAUAUUGAAUGAUUGUAGAGAGAAUGUGUAUUUGUUAGUUUUAGGUGGUGUAUGAGCUUUGAGAGUGAUUAUACUGCGAGAGGAGGAAGGAUACGAUCCUAUCUUUGCUUGGCUAGUUUGGUCUGCUCCAAACCACGCCCUCUCCUUGAUCUCUCUCUUACAUCUUCAGAACGUUUAUCAAACUGGUUUUGAAGUUUAUGGUUAACAUCAAUGUCCUCCAUCUUGUCAGAAAGCUGUUGUCACCCACAGAUCAAGCCAACACUUUUUAUUCCAAUACGUGUGUUGUUAUGGUUAAUCUCUCUGGUCAAAUAUACCUCUGUAAUCUUCCUCUAUACAACAGUCCUGUGUCCCUGUACUUUUAGUUUAUUGUAGCUUUCUUUAUAUAUAUAUAUAUCUAUUUGAUUUUGUUUUGAUUUGGAGAUGUUUCCGAGCUGCUAAAUCAGUGUAGUUGAACAACAGGCCUUCUCUCUUCUGAAUGUUGCCAUGGUGACAACAUUAAGAACAGGUGCAAAAUUAUUUCCGCAUAUUAUUAUUGGCUGUAAAAAAAAAAAA